This is a messenger RNA of Zalophus californianus (California sea lion), 1536 nucleotides long. It is a transcript of the gene GLT1D1, whose product is annotated as glycosyltransferase 1 domain containing 1. Gene Ontology annotation, molecular function: glycosyltransferase activity. Lineage: Eukaryota; Metazoa; Chordata; Mammalia; Carnivora; Otariidae. The transcript is spliced from 12 exons. The record is from RefSeq and is a predicted model, not a curated record. Bases 63 to 1103 code for a protein of 346 amino acids.
CCCCCGCCUCCGGGCCAGGUCCGCGGCGGCGGCGGCGGCGGCGGCAGGCGGUCGAUGGCGGCAUGCGGCUCCUGUUCCUGGCCGUACUGCGGCGGCACACCGGCAACGCCGUCACGGCCGAGCGCGUCCGGGACCAUCUAGAAGCUGCCGGCCAUGUAUGUCUUCUGAAAGAUGCCUUUGACCUGGAAAGCUCAUCUGAAAUCGCCCACCUCAUCAAGGCUGAGAACUUAGAGGCAGCAUUGGCUCUUCACCUGUACAGAGGAGGCCGACUCUUGCAAGGUCAUGGAAUCCCUUUUGGAAUCAUCUUUGGUGGAACUGAUUUAAAUGAAGAUGUUAACCAGAGAGAAAAAAAUGAAGUGAUGGGAAAGGUCCUCGAAGAAGCCAGAUUUGCUGUCGCUUUCACAGAGUCAAUGAAGGAAACGGCGCAGACACAGUGGCCGCAUGCCAGGGGUAAGAUCUACGUCCAGAGUCAAGGAGUCGUGACAGUACCAAACGCUGCCUUUAACUGGAACACCUUCCUUCACUGUUCAGGGAUUAAGCAAAAUGCUGAUAAUUUACACAUCUUUCUCCUGGUGUGUGGACUUAGACAAGUUAAGGACCCUCUUUACUUGGUGGACGCGUUCUCAGAAUGGCAUCAAGAAGAGCCUAAUGUUUACAUGGUGAUCGUGGGUCCUGAAGUCGACCCAGUGUUUACAAGGGAAGUAAAAGCCAAAGUGAAGGGGACGGCUGGGGUGCGGCUGCUGGGAGAGAUGCCCCAGGAGGACCUACACGCAGCGCUGAAGAACUGCUUCGCGGUGGUGAACAGCUCCGUGUCCGAGGGCAUGUCUGCGGCGAUUCUGGAGGCGAUGGAUCUGGAAGUCCCCGUGCUGGCAAGGCACAUCCCCGGGAACGCGGCAGUGGUGAAGCAUGAGGUCACAGGGCUGUUGUUUUCAGACCCACAGGAGUUUGUUCAAUUAGCAAAGAGACUGGUUCAUGAUCCUGCGUUGGAAAAAGAAAUUGUGGCCAAUGGAAGGGAGUAUGUGAGAAGGUGUCACUCGUGGCAGGCGGAAAGAGACACCUAUCAGAACCUCGUCCAGAACCUCGAGGGAAGCAUCAGGGAGUAAGGGCACUCGCCUGGUGGUGUCACGCGCUCGCCCGGGGCCACCGCGGACGCACGGACCUGGGUGAAUACCAGAGACAGAGUUCUGGGCCAGUGGGGCCAGUCCGGUUCACAUCACGCCAAUUUCAAUGGAAUCACUGAUAAACAACAGUUAUAAGGCAGAACCUCGUCCAAAACCUGUCAGGACUUCCAGAGAACAUCCUGGAUGUGUCUACCAGAUCAGCUCCUGAGCGCAAGAGCUUCUGGGGGCUCCUGGGGGCCGGGCAGGGGGAGGCGGGGAGAGAGGGGUAUUAGCCGCUAUGGGACUUAGAGGCAAGCCGCACAGCAGACACGUCCCACCUGCCUUCUGAUGACCUGUAACUCAUUGUUCAAAACCAGCAACUAAAGUCCAACGUGUCCACAGAAGGGAGUCCACAGAAUAAAGUGUGUCACCGUCA